AUGUUUUGCGCGCAGCAACAAUUAAAAAACUUAUUGAAAAAAUGUGAAGCAAAAGGCGUCAAAGUAAAUCAAUUGAAAUGUGUAAGAGAGUUUUUAAAGGAACACGACAACUGCAAACCAAAGAAACGGAAUUAUUUUAAAGCAAUUCUGAUAAUAUCUCUGCUCAUAUAUGCUCUUAUUUACUAUUAUGGCCAUUUGCGUACUGAGCAUUGUUCGCUAUUAAUGCCACAAGCAAUGCGUUACGCUUUUCGUCCUCCCGAGAAUUGUGAGUUUUGCAAACAAGUCAAACAUAUGGAACAUGUAAGAGAUAUAAGCAUUGAAGAAUUCACUGAACGAUACGCUUACUCUGGUAGACCGGUUAUUGUUGAAGAUGCUACAACAAAUUGGACAGCUUUGGAGAAAUUCAACUAUUGGUACUUUCGUGAUAUUUAUAAUCGAGCUAAGAACAGAGAAAAAGUGCUGGAUUGUCAAUUCUUACCGUACAACACGGGUUUUCGUCAUCUGUAUGAGGCUUUAGAUAUGCCCGCUGAAAGAGUCGAGUUUUACAAAGCUAAGCAGAGAGGAGAGUCACCGGAGCCCUGGUAUUUCGGUUGGAGUAAUUGCAAUGGCGAAACAGCAGAGGAAUUUCGCCAACAUUAUGGACGUCCGUAUUUCUUACCGGAAUUGUCAGAAAGUAGUCCUAUAGAUUGGUUUUUCAUGGGCACAGAAGGCUUAGGCGCACAAAUGCAUGUAGAUAAUGUACGUUUGCCAUCUUGGCAAGCUCAGUUAGCGGGUAGCAAACGUUGGCUAUUAGCCCCGCCACCCGAAUGCUAUUUCCAUUGUUCGAGCUUUGAGGCACUAGUAGAAGAGGGUGAUAUCAUUGUCUUGGAUACAAACAGAUGGUAUCAUCAGACGUUCGUGCAACCCGGAGCUAUAAGUUUAACUAUAGGUGCGGAAUAUGAUUGAAAAACAUAAAAGUUGAAAAUUAAAACCACAUCUACAUAGCAUUGCAAGCGUAUAUAUAUGUAAAUUGAUGUUGCGCUAAGUAAUACGAGAUAUGCUUACAUAUGUUAUAAUCUUAAGAAAAUAUAUAAAUAAUUGCAUAAACCGUGAGUGUCAGUAACCGAGCCGACAGCAACAAAAACAACAGCAACUAGAGUUAUUUUUAAUAUUAUUUAUAUAUGAUAUGAACGACAACAAAUUGAAAGACAUAACAGUUGAGUUCGAGUGUCGAAAAUACAUCAGAUAUACAUAUAUGUGUAAGUGUACGUGUAUGUGUUACUACAAAGUUAUACAAAAACUAUAUUACAUCACAUGAUAGUAACAUAUGCUUAAAGAUUUAAAACAAAAAAUAUCUUGCAAUCAUUAUUAUGCUUUUAAUGAUCAUUAAAAUGAUGAUAAUGAUGACGAUGACGAUGCUAAAGCUUGUUGUCUCUCUUGUCGUCAGCGCAGUUUCUAAACAGAGGAAACACAUGUUAUGCAUAGAAAAAUCAAUGAAAAUAUUUUUCAUUUAUUCAUAUACAAUAUAUUUAUGUCGUUCACUGCAGAUUUUGCGUUGGUGUUUCAACUUCCAAAUGUUCUUAUUAAACGGAGAAAAAGCAAAAAAAAGACUAAAUAAAAUUUAAAAAACUUAUUGAAAUCUUUACCACUUUUCUAAAUGUCAAUGUUUCGCUUUAAGGUUAUUUUAUUUGUUUUCUUAAUUUUUUUUAUUUUUA
Glossina fuscipes is the source of this 1694-nucleotide messenger RNA. RefSeq names its product bifunctional arginine demethylase and lysyl-hydroxylase JMJD6. The transcript has 5 exons. The record is from RefSeq and is a predicted model, not a curated record. The coding region runs from base 1 to 945 and encodes 314 amino acids. Lineage: Eukaryota; Metazoa; Arthropoda; Insecta; Diptera; Glossinidae.